AUGUCUGAAGGAUUUGAUUCACUAACAUUCCCGAUGCCAAGAGAAUCCGAGUCCGCUUCUCGACUAAAAGCAAUAAUAUCCGAUAUGCUUCCUCUCUUCUCUGACUAUUACUCUGACGACGACGUCCUCUCUGAGUAUGUUACUGUGAUUGUUUGUAACGGAAAGAGUCAGAGCCAGGCAAGAGACUAUUUGGAGGCAUUUCUUGGGGAGCAAUCUGGGGAAUUUGUUGCCUGCUUGUGGGAGCUUCUUUUGAAUGACUUCUCUCAAGGUAAACAGGAAAAUUCUGGUUCUGAACCUAAGACUGAGGUUGACUGUGGUUUUCAUGAUACUUCAAUCGAACAAGGUUCAAGCUCCAGAAGGGAUAAUGACUAUGAUCACAAAGCUACCAAUGCUACUUACUGGAUGAACGAAGAGCUGAUAUCAGCUACUGCUCGGGAAGACAUUGAGACUCAUGUGUCGCCAAAAGUUAAAAGCAUGAACAUGUUACGACAAGAGCUCAUCGAUAGCCCUUGUAAAAGGGCACAACCAAAAGAGAAAGAUGAUUGGAACUUGGCUGGUCUUAAUUACUCUAGAAAAGUACUGCGCUCCGUUGUCGUUUCAGCCACUAAAGAACCAUGUCGUAUAAAUCCUGAUAAAUAUGAAAAGUCUAUGGAUGAAAGGAGAGGAAGCCUACAGAAGCGCCUAUACUUUCCAAAACCUCAUGUUAGUGUUUGGGAUCGUUUGAGCCGACCAUGUUCCAACCAUGCCCUUGACAAAGAAUACCCUACCUUGCCUAAGUUUAGGAUUCAGGCAGAUGAAAACGAAGUGCCAGAGCAGCAUGGACCAGCAUUUCCUGUAGCGUAUAGUGAACAACAUGUGGAGACAUUUCAAAGAGAAGCUCCUGCAGUCAGAUACAGGCGCGGAGUUUCCCAGUCUUAUAAAGCUAGGAAACCCAAGAGUGGAACUAUUACAUACACUGAACCUCAUACCGCGUAUAACCUCAGCAGAAAGAGGCGUUAUGGCAUCAUCAACCCCGAUUCAGGAGGUGCUUCACUUGGUGAGUUGAGCAGUGUUCUUCAGUAUAAGCAAGCUAAACAGGAUGUUGAAAAGCCAAGCCUGAUCUCUGAUCAGUCAGCAAAGCCAGAUCUUUUCACUGAGAUACUGAACAUGAAACAAAAGAUGCAACAACUAGAAAUCCAGAUUAAUCAAGCAAAGCAGUUGAAGAAACCAAAAGUUGGAGAACUCAAACGCUCACCACAAUCUGGCGAAUUGCAGGAUCAAGAAGAUGUCACAGAAUCAAGAAUCAUACAUGUUACUAACGUGCACUAUGCAGCAAAGAAAGAAGCUAUAUCAAUGCUCUUCAGCAAGUGUGGAACUGUCGAAAACGUUACAAUUGUAACUGAUCCAGUAACUCGACAUCCAAAGGGAGCUGCUUUUGUGACUUUUGCUACAAAGGAGUCAGUUAACAAAGCAAUAGCUCUGAGCAACACAAUCUUCUAUUCAAGACCAAUCAAGGUUUGGAGGCACGUAUGAUAACUUUCUGGAGUAAUGUCAGAGACACCAGCACCAUAGGUAGUAGUUACUGGAAGUUUAACCAAUAGAAGCUUUAUAGUAAAGAGAGGCUACAUACAUCACCUUAACGACGUCGUUGUACAGCUUUUAUAAUCGUAUCAUCGAUAGGAAACGACUAGAGAUAACUGAAACGCAUAUAUUUCGUUACUGAUGUCACAAUUGAUUCCACU
Molecule: messenger RNA, 1721 nt
Organism: Eutrema salsugineum
Lineage: Eukaryota; Viridiplantae; Streptophyta; Magnoliopsida; Brassicales; Brassicaceae
Exons: 10
Coding region: 1-1512 (503 amino acids)
Biological process (GO): mRNA processing; regulation of mRNA stability
Cellular component (GO): cytoplasm; nucleus
Molecular function (GO): poly(A) binding
Source: RefSeq, a predicted model, not a curated record